This is a messenger RNA of Adineta ricciae, 984 nucleotides long. NCBI's taxonomy places the organism in Eukaryota, Metazoa, Rotifera, Eurotatoria, Adinetida, Adinetidae. The record is from the annotation of a GenBank genome assembly.
AUGUUUCCAAUAACUCACCAUUAUCCUCCACAACAACAGCAACAACAAUUUCCACAAGGAUUCAGUUGUAGUGGUGUUUAUAACAACAGCAAUGUCUACAUUAACAAUCAUAAUCCACCAUAUUAUGGAAUUAUUCAUCCAAAUGGAUAUUAUGUAUAUUCACCAAUGCAAAGUUACGACUAUAAUUAUAAUAAUCCAUCAUAUUCUAACUAUGGUUAUUAUUUUCCAUAUCCUAUUGGUUAUAACUGGAAUUAUCCAAUUGAUCAAUCGCAACGUCAACAACGACAGUAUAAUAAUACUAAUAAUAACAAUUACCAUCGUAAUCGUGAUCAUGAUGAUAAUAAUAAUAAUCAACUACAACAACAAAAUCAAGUUAAUCCAUUACCAUCACUACAACCUACAGAUUGUGACAAUAAUGAUACUAAUCGUGAUUAUCUCAAUAACAAUCAAAUUUUUAAUUGGCUUAAAGAAAAAUCAAUUCAUACAACUUUUAUGGCAUAUGAUUGUCCACCAUUUGCUUAUGUUUCAGCAAUAGCUUUAAUUUAUGAUAAAUGGAUUCGAUAUGAUUACAAAAGAAAGCUUUGGAAAUCAUAUUUAAAAUUUGGACAAGAAUAUAAUUAUUGGACAGAAGAAGUUUUUCAAGCUACUCAAACAAUGGAUAAUAGUACGAAUACAAAAUUUCUUGAAGUAAAAAUUAGUCAAUUGGAUGAGAAUAUCGAUAAUAUCAUAAAAGAUUUUCAUCAAUGUGAAUCUAUCUUAUUUAAUUACAGAGAAUAUGAUCGUAAUUAUCGAACAACUGAUAUGUUACUUAACAUUGCUGGAAAAAUUACAGAUACAGAAAUACUUUCAUUUGAGCAAAUCAAUGAUUAUCAAGAUGAAUUAAAUGAUUCUAUCAAGGAUUAUAUAAUGGACUGUACCAGACAUUUUCGAAAAUCGAUUGAAACCAAAAUUCAAUUAGCUAAAGUUCAUGCUGAUCAUUUUUAA